AUGUUUCCUUGUCACAAGCUCUUGUUCUGUUCUCGUUGCUCUCCUGGUAACCGACUCGGCUUGGACAAGACUAUUCGCUGCCUUAACCCUUUACUUGACCUCCCGUUGCUGAACCCGGCCCGUGACCUGAUUAUUCUUUGCCUACCGUCUAGUACUGUCUGCUCCGUUGUUAUUGACCCAGCCUGUCUGACUACACUACGUGUUCCCAUCUAGCUGCCCUGUUCCCCGCACACCUCUGACGGUGCCCUCUACCACAGCCGGACAUACUCAGGGGUCGCGACCUGGUCUCAGUCUGCUCCAAGUCCAUCCCCACCAUCAGGGGCCCUGGUGAACAAGCAGAUUGGGACUUAGACUCCACGCCCUGGGGAACCCCGUGCCGUGGGCAGCUAGAGACACCGCCAGGCGGUGCAUGACAGUGCCAAA
This is a messenger RNA of Staurois parvus, 423 nucleotides long. NCBI's taxonomy places the organism in Eukaryota, Metazoa, Chordata, Amphibia, Anura, Ranidae. The record is from the annotation of a GenBank genome assembly.